CUCGAUCUGCAUCAAAACUAUAGCCUCAUUCCUCACUCUGUUUACAAGAUUGUCAGUGCCCAACUGCCCAUUCCACCGUCCGUUUCUGCCGCAAUGGGCUCCGCCGUACUUUGGUUCGCCACCGUCUCUGUCCUCCUGCUCCUCCGCCCUUCUCCGGCGACCUCGAAGACAACUUACAUCGUCCACAUGAAACACACCGAAAAGCCUGCUUUGUUCCCGACCCACCGGGACUGGUAUGCUGCCAAUCUACAGUCGGUAUCCUCCGCUUCAGAUUCACUUCUGUAUACCUACACCACCGCCUACCACGGCUUCGCCGCCGCUUUGGAUCUGGAGGAGGCGGAAUUGCUCCGCAAGGCUGACGGUGUUGUUGGGGUCUACGAGGAUCCGGUUUACGCUCUGCAUACCACCCGCACGCCGGGGUUUCUGGGACUGGAAACUGUUUCCGGCGGCCUUUCUUCCGGCCACGGCUUGCAGGAGCUCAACUUGGCCACAAAGGACGUCAUCAUCGGAGUGUUGGACACCGGCGUGUGGCCGGAAUCGAAGAGUUUUAGCGAUUUUGGCAUGCCCCCAAUCCCAACCCGGUGGCGUGGGAAGUGCGUAGCCGGGCCAGAUUUCAACCCGAAGGUCCACUGUAACAAGAAGCUUAUCGGAGCCCGUUAUUUUGCCAGAGGAUUCCACAUGGCUUCCGGCAUGGGGCUGAUAACGGAGACAGAAUCACCCCGUGAUACGGAGGGUCACGGGACCCACACCGCCAGCACCGCCGCUGGUUCCUAUGUGGCAAACGCUAGCCUCUUCGGUUACGCCGCCGGCGUUGCCCGCGGGAUGGCCAUCCACGCCAGGGUCGCUGCCUACAAGGUGUGCUGGACUUCCGGGUGUUUCGGGUCGGACAUCCUGGCCGGGAUGGAACAGGCCAUCCUCGACGGCGUGGACGUUCUCUCUUUGUCCUUGGGCGGCGGCUCUGUUCCCUACUACCGUGACACUAUUGCAAUUGGAGCAUUUUCCGCAAUUGAGAAGGGGAUUUUUGUCUCUUGCUCAGCCGGAAACAGUGGGCCAAGUAAGGCGACGGUGGCCAAUGUUGCUCCUUGGAUCAUGACGGUCGGAGCCGGAACAAUUGACCGCGACUUUCCGGCAUAUGCAACAUUGGGUACCGGAAAAAGGCUCGCCGGAGUGUCCUUGUACAGCGGGAAAGGAUUAGGGAAACGGCCGAUCGGAUUGGUGUACAGCUCCGGAAACAGUACUUCCGGCAAUUUGUGCCUCCGCGGCUCUCUGGACCCGAAAUUGGUCAAAGGAAAAGUGGUUCUGUGUGAUCGGGGGUCCAAUCCGAGGGUGGAGAAGGGAGAGGUGGUGAAGGAAGCCGGCGGGGUGGGGAUGAUUAUAGCCAACACGGAGGCCAGCGGGGAGGAGCUGGUGGCGGACAGCCACUUACUGCCGGCGGUGGCGGUGGGGAGGACUGCGGGAGACGCCAUAAGGGACUACGUAAAACGAACUAAGAAUCCCACGGCGGUGCUCGGCUUCGGUGGCACGGUUCUGAACGUGAAACCGUCGCCGGUGGUGGCGGCGUUCAGCUCGAGAGGGCCCAACACGGUGACCCCGGAAAUAUUAAAGCCCGAUGUGAUUGGGCCUGGUGUUAAUAUCUUGGCAGCUUGGUCCAUGGCUACGGGGCCCACUGGGCUUCAGCAGGACACCAGGAGAACCCCAUUCAACAUCCUCUCUGGAACGUCGAUGUCUUGUCCCCAUAUUAGCGGGCUGGCCGCUUUGCUCAAAGCGGCCCACCCCAACUGGAGCCCGAGUGCAAUCAAAUCCGCACUCAUGACCACCGCAUACACCAGGGACAACACCAACUCCUCCCUCCGCGACGCCGAGGGGAACAAGCUCUCGACCCCGUGGGCCCACGGAUCGGGCCACGUCAACCCCCACAAGGCCCUCAAUCCGGGCCUCGUCUACGACAUCCGCCCGGCCCACUACGUCAGGUUCCUGUGCUCUCUCGGCUACGCCGAGGAGCACGUCGAGGCGGUCGUCAAGAGAGCGAACGUGACGUGCGACCGAAAGUUCGGGGACCCCGGGCAGCUGAACUACCCGUCGUUCUCGGCGGUGUUCCGAGACUCAAGGGUCGUCCGGUACACCCGGGAGCUGACCAAUGUGGGGCCCGCGGGGUCCGCGUACGAGGUGGUGGUGGACGCGCCGCCGUCGGUUUGGGUCACGGUGAAGCCGAGGAGGCUGGCGUUCCAGAAGGUGGGGCAAAAGUUGAGGUACACAGCCACUUUUGUGUCCAAGAAGGGUGUGAAGGGUCCUAAGAAUGAAUUUGGAUCCAUUUCUUGGAAGAAUGCAGAGAAUCAAGUGAAGAGUCCAGUCGCUUUCUCUUGGGCCCAACUCUCAUAGUGAUUGAUUAUUACAUUCUAUAUAUUUGUCUAAGUUGUAGUGGAGGGGAUUAUGGGCCUUUGGUUUCCUAACAAACUAUGCAGGCCCAAAUGUCAAUUUAAAUUAAGUACAUUCCGGAAUGUGGAUUUCAUGAACUAUCUGGGAAAAAAGGCAAAUGAGAGUGGACUUUGUGUUGUGUUUGGUACUACAAAAAUGAAAUUUGGGAUGCAUGACCCACUAAAAUAAAUCAAUUGAAGAAAAAUGU
Cuscuta campestris is the source of this 2623-nucleotide messenger RNA. NCBI's taxonomy places the organism in Eukaryota, Viridiplantae, Streptophyta, Magnoliopsida, Solanales, Convolvulaceae. The record is from the annotation of a GenBank genome assembly.